Lathyrus sativus (Indian pea) is the source of this 1101-nucleotide messenger RNA. NCBI's taxonomy places the organism in Eukaryota, Viridiplantae, Streptophyta, Magnoliopsida, Fabales, Fabaceae. The record is from the annotation of a GenBank genome assembly.
AUGGAUAAAAUAGGUUUUGCUAGUUUUAGCAGUAAGGCAAAGCCUUAUGUGUUAACUGUGGCAAUUCAAUUUGGGUUUGCAGGAGCAUACAUAAUCUCCAUGGCUAGUUUCAAUAUUGGAAUGAGUCGUUUUGUGUUCAUUGUUUAUCGUAAUAUCAUUGCUGCAAUUGCCCUUGCUCCUUUUGCAUGGUUUUUUGAAAGGAAAGUUAGGCCAAAGAUGACUAUCUCUGUCUUUUUGCGGAUAAUGGCACUCGCAUUUUUGGAGCCAGUGAUUGAUCAAGGAUUCACUUUCUUGGGAAUGCAAUAUACAUCAGCUUCGUUUACAUCUGUUUUGGCGAAUACUGUGCCUUCGAUUACCUUUUUCUUAGCCGUAAUUUUCAGGAUUGAACAUGUAAAUAUUAAGCAGAUACGAAGCAUAGCAAAGGUGAUUGGGACAAUUGUAUCGUUUGGAGGAGCAUUAUUAAUGACAAUUUACAAAGGGCCACAAAUCCAUCUUUUUUAUUCUCCAAACACAGCUCAUCAUCAUGCUGGAAGUCACGACACUCAACCUCUUAAACAUUGGGUCUCCGGAACACUUUUUGUAUUAUUGGGCUGUUUCGCUUGGUCAUCUUUCUUCAUAUUACAGUCGAUCACGUUGAAAAAGUAUCCCGCAGAAAUGUCAUUGUCUACGUUAAUUUGCUUAGUUGGUUCUUUGAUGAGUACCGCAGUGGCGUUGGUGGCCGAGCGUCACUCAGGUCCAGGGGUUUGGGCUCUUGGUUGGGAUUUUAGACUCUAUGGUCCUCUCUUCACGGGAAUAGUUACCUCAGGAAUAACAUAUUAUGUGCAAGGGUUGGUAUUCCAAAGUAGAGGCCCAGUAUUUUUCACAGCAUUUAAUCCUCUUUGUAUGAUCAUCACUUGUGCUUUAGGCGCCUUUCUUUUCGGAGAACAACUCCACUUGGGCAGUGUCAUUGGAGCAGUGAUUAUUGCAGUCGGUCUUUAUUCUGUUAUAUGGGGUAAAGGCAAAGACUGUUCAUCAGCCACUACUACUAUGCCACCAUCGUCACUUACAAUGAAGCAGAUUGAGACACAACAACUUCCAAUUACUUCAUCUGAUCAUGUCUAA